Molecule: messenger RNA, 1179 nt
Organism: Stylonychia lemnae
Lineage: Eukaryota; Ciliophora; Spirotrichea; Sporadotrichida; Oxytrichidae
Source: the annotation of a GenBank genome assembly
AUGCCUCAAACCUUUAUGGAUAAUGAUUUAAAGACCAUGUUUGAGGACGCUAGGAAAUAAAUUCGCAAGAAAGUGGAGCAAGAGAACCAGUUUUCAAACAAAAAGCAUUCAAAUUCAUUUCUGACUGCUGGCAACAAUAAUAAUCCUGAUUUGACUUCAAAUUCUAAAGACACAUCUUACAGACUUAGUUCUUCUUACUUGCCACCCAGUGCAUUAAACUAUCACAGCAGAGAUAAUUCUAAGCUGUCUGGAACAGCUCCAUUAACUAACAACUCUAAAAUUACAAAUUAUGCUUAGAGCAGUAACAAGACCUAUCAAUGUUAAAAUCAGGACUAAAUGCCUGGCCAUAGCAUAAAUAUUAGAGACUAUAUGGAAUUGAAGCAAAAUAAUCAAACCAACUUUAGACAAACUAAGAUUGAUAUGUUGAAAAGUGAGCUCAAGUCAAUGCUUGGGAGCAGUGGUGAUGGCAAACAGUAGAAUAUAGAUCACAUCCACUAAACCUAAUAAAGUGCAUUUUCUAGAGAUCGUGGACACUCCACAAGCAAUCUCCAUUAAAACAGUUGUUUCCCCUUAGGCUUAAAUGGAUAGGCAUUUUCGACUAUGAAUCACUAACUCAAGGAUAGCUCUAAGAUUUUAGUUAGCCAAUUAAUUUCACCAUAACAUGAGUAAAAGAGUAUACUAUCACACACUCCCAAUAGAAUGAGCAUUAAUAGUUAGGAGGGGCAGAGACUUAGAGAGACUUCCCUCUAAGGUAUAAAUAGCCGCACUCCUUCAAGACCAUUUAACUAGAUGAUUAAUUUUAGCACAAACUCUUAUUAGACUUCAAAAACUCCUACCAGAAAAACCCUUUAAAACUUAGAACACACCCCUGAUGGUUACCCUUUGGUUACUAACUCAUAAGAUGGUACUGCUUACUAUGAAAAAGGUCCGAGUGCGGAAUUCAGAUAAGUCUUGUAGUAUGGUCAGGACAUCGAAAGUAUGCUUAGCAAAGAAGAGAUAUACAAAAUCUAAAAUGCAUUACUUGAAGCAAGAGAGGAAUAACUGGCUAGACUGCCUUAUUCAUAUGUAUAAGAAUUGUAGAGACUGGCUGAUAUAAUAUAGAAAACUUUAGGCCAGAGAUAAGAAUUUGGAUUUGGUUUCCUAAAUGAUAAUGGCCAAUCCUAAACUAACUAUCAAUGA